CAUAUCGUCUCCGUCCUCCUCUCCUCCGGCUGUGGAAACUCGGGUCUGCCUUUUCCCCUGUGUUCUUCACUUUCCUCUUUGAUUUCACUUCCAAAUUUAUCACACAACUCCUUCAACUUCCUCGAAUUUCAAUUCCCACUCCGUUACACUUUCUAAUUCCCACUCCUUCACUCUCAUUUUCCACUCAACUCUCUCCAAUUAAACUAUUUCACCCAACAGUUCCCCCAAAUUCAGCCCCUUCACCUUCUUUUCUCUCAUUUACAAUCUGGGUUUUGUAAAUUUUGCAAAACCCAUCCACAUUUCCUGCCUUUAACAGACACUAAUUCGUCUCAGACAUGGCUCAACCCCCUUUUUAUUCAUUCCAAGCUAUAUUUAUCGGCUCCUUUACCUUUCUCACCUUCAGCUUUUGUGUCGAACUUGAUUUUAGUGACGAGUUCUCGAUCAUCAGCUAUGAUGGAGAUCUAUUCCAUGGAGAUUACGCCCCUCCUUCACCUCCCCCACCUGCCCCCUUCCCUCAUCCUCCAUCAUUUUCCUGCGAGACUGAUCUCAAUGGAUUCGGGUCGCUUAACACCAUUUGCGAGCUGAAUUCUAGCUUGACCUUCCGCGAUGAUGUGUAUAUUGAGGGAAAUGGGAGCUUGUAUAUUCUCCCUGGUGUGAUUUUAAGUUGUCCCGUCUUGGGUUGCACGAUACAGAUAAACAUGACCCGGGAAUUUACUUUAGGUCCUAAUUCGCUGAUAGUUGCAGGGGCUUUGAGAAUCGAUGCUCAAAACGUUAGUUUGGUUGAUGGGUCUAUGAUAAAUGUGACGGCGUUGGCUGGAGAUCCGCCGGCGAAGACUAGUGGAACGCCGUCGGGUUUUCAGGGAGCUGGCGGGGGGCAUGGUGGUAGAGGAGCGAGCUGUGUGACGGAUAAUACCAAACUCCCAGAUGAUGUUUGGGGUGGAGACACAUACGCGUGGUCUUCUUUGGAUGAACCAUGGAGUUUCGGGAGUAAAGGUGGAACAACCAGUAAAGGAGAAAGCUAUGGCGGGGAAGGAGGUGGGAGAAUUUGGCUUGAAAUAAAGGGCUCAAUAGAAGUCAGUGGCCGUCUUUAUGCGGAUGGUGGCAAUGGCGGUAUCAAGGGCGGGGGAGGUUCCGGUGGCAGCAUUUACAUCAAAGCUCACAGAAUGACUGGAAGUGGCAGGUUAAGUACAAUUGGUGGUAAUGGAUUUGCUGGAGGUGGAGGUGGAAGAAUUUCCCUUAAUGUUUUUAGCCGGCAUGACAAUACAGAGUUCUUUGCUCAUGGGGGGAGGAGUUAUGGCUGUUCGGAGAAUGCGGGUGCUGCUGGAACAUAUUAUGAUGCUGUCCCUCGGAGCCUUAUUGUCAGCAAUGGAAACUUAUCGACGCAGACGGAUACCCUUCUUUUAACAUUUCCCAAGCAGCCACUUUGGACAAACGUGUAUAUUCAAAACCAUGCUAAGGCGUUGGUUCCUUUGUUUUGGAGCCGUGUACAGGUUCAAGGACAAAUUCAUUUAUCAGUUGGUGCAGUCCUGUCCUUUGGGCUUGCACAUUAUGCUUCAUCUGAGUUCGAGUUAAUUGCAGAAGAGCUUCUUAUGAGUAAUUCCGUUAUUAAGAUAUAUGGUGCCCUUCGCAUGUUCGUGAAAAUGCACUUAAUGUGGAAUUCCAAAAUACAUAUAAACGGUGGAGACAAUGAUAUCGUAGCUACGUCUCUGCUUGAAGCCAGUAAUUUAUUGGUUCUCAGGGAGUCAUCUUCUAUACAUUCAAAUGCGAACUUAGGCGUUCAUGGACAAGGAUACCUGAAUCUUACUGGACCAGGCAAUGUUAUCGAAGCACAACGUCUAAUACUAUCAUUGUUUUUCAGUAUCUAUGUUGGGCCUAAGUCAUAUCUCCGAGGACCUCUGGAUGAUUCAAAUGCCAACAAGACGAGGCCACAGCUCUACUGCGAACUUUCUGAUUGCCCGGCAGAACUACUUCAUCCCCCUGAAGAUUGUAAUGUGAACUCUACAUUACCCUUUACACUACAGAUUUGUCGAGUUGAAGAUCUAACCGUUGAAGGCACCGUAACUGGAUCUGUUAUUCAUUUUCACUGGGUCAGAGAUAUAUUUGUUUAUCUAUCUGGUGCAAUUAGUGCAUCUGGUCUUGGCUGCACUGAUGGUGUGGGUAGAGGAAGAAUUUUUGAAAACGGUCUUGGUGCGGGUGGUGGACAUGGUGGGAAAGGAGGGGAUGGAUAUUAUAAUGGCACCUUCAUCGACGGUGGUGUUGCUUAUGGGGACCCUGAUCUACCUUGUGAACUUGGAAGUGGUAGUGGAAAUGGUAGUCUUGCUGGUGAAACGGCAGGCGGUGGGAUUAUUGUGAUGGGGUCGCUAGAGCACUCGGUAGUAAGUUUAUCUCUCAAUGGGUCCCUUAAAGCUGAUGGAGAAACCUUCGGGCGAGAUGUUGGAGGGCAAGUAGAUGCGAAAGUGUUGAAUGUUGGUCCUGGAGGUGGAUCGGGUGGAACAAUUCUUCUCUUUGUGCAAACGGUAUCCCUCGGCGAGUCUUCUGUCAUUUCAGCUGUUGGGGGACAAGGAAGUUCAAAUGGUGGGGGUGGUGGUGGCGGUGGAAGGGUUCAUUUUCAUUGGUCAGAUAUACCAGUUGGGGAUGCAUAUCAACCUAUAGCAGUUGCGAAAGGAAACAUUUAUACUGGGGGAGGCGUAGGAAGCUAUCAUGGUUCUGAUGGCGAAAACGGCACUAUCACCGGAAAGGCCUGCCCCAGAGGGCUGUAUGGUAUCUUUUGUGAGGAAUGCCCCCUUGGAACAUUUAAGAAUGCCACUGGAUCUGAUAGAGCUCUGUGUACCAAGUGCCCGACUCAUGAGCUUCCGAACCGAGGCAUUUAUGUUAGUGUUCGAGGUGGUGUUGCUGAAAGGCCUUGUCCCUACAAAUGCAUUUCCGACCGAUAUCACAUGCCGCAAUGUUAUACAGCUCUAGAAGAGUUGGUAUAUGCUUUCGGAGGUCCUUGGUUGUUUUGUCUUAUUCUUGUUGGACUCCUCAUCCUUUUAGCCUUGGUGUUAAGUGUUGCACGUAUGAAAUAUGUUGGCGGGGAAGAAUUACCAGCAACGGUACCGGUUCGACAAGGUUCUAGAAUAGAUUACUCUUUUCCUUUCCUGGAGUCCUUGAAUGAGGUUUUGGAAACAAAUCGAACGGAGGAAUCCAAAAGUCACGUGCAUAGAAUGUAUUUCAUGGGCCCGAAUACUUUCAGUGAACCGUGGCACCUUUCUCACUCCCCUCCCGAACAAGUAGCAGAAAUUGUAUUUGAAGAUGCAUUUAAUAGAUUUGUGGAUGAGAUAAAUGAUUUAGCUACUUAUCAGUGGUGGGAAGGAUCAAUCUACAGUAUUCUUUCUAUUCUUUCCUAUCCACUGGCAUGGUCGUGGCUACAACACUGUCGGAAAAAGAAGGUGCAACGUCUUCGCGAGUAUGUUCGCUCUGAAUAUGAUCACUCUUGCCUGCGUUCUUGCCGUUCACGUGCUCUUUAUGAAGGUCUCAAGGUUACUGCUACUCCUGAUUUAAUGCUUGCGUAUGUGGAUUUCUUCCUCGGUGGAGAUGAAAAGAGAGUUGAUCUUCCUCGUCUUCAACAAAGAUUACCCGUCUCAGUAAUCUUCGGGGGAGAUGGAAGUUACAUGGCUCCUUUCACUCUACACAGCGAUAAUAUUCUGACCUCGUUAAUGGGCCAGUCUAUUCCACCGACGAUUUGGUAUCGGCUUGUGGCUGGACUCAAUGCUCAACUACGCUUAGUUCGUUGUGGACACCUGAAGAAGACUUUUGACCAUGUAGUUGGUUGGUUGGAAACACAUGCUAAUCCAACUCUAUGUGCUUAUAGUGUGAGGGUCGAUCUUGCCUGGUUUCAGCCCACCGCUUCUGGAUAUUGCCAAUUCGGAUUAUUGUUAUCUGCUUUGGAGAACGAUAUCGUGCAGCCAUAUGCUGAAGGCCAACGUAAAUUAUUACUGUCCGAGCGACAGUCAUGUUCACCUAGACGUAUGGAUAAGAAGCCAUUUGACCAAUUAAAAAUAACCGAGCAGAAGAUGGUUCAGAAACGAAUAUUGGGUGGAAUUAUACAGGCAAAGAGCCUGAAAGCUCUUAAAGAGAAGAGGGAUAUAUCUUAUCCGCUCUCGUUCACGAUCUACAAUACUAAACCGGUUGGCCAUCAGGAUCUUGUUGGUCUGGUAAUCUCCAUGAUUCUCUUAGGAGAUUUUAGCUUGGUUUUGCUCACAUUGUUACAGAUGUACUCCAUUUCUCUUCUCUAUUUCUUUCUCGUUCUCUUCGUCCUUCCUCUCGGUCUGCUAUCGCCUUUUCCUGCUGGGAUUAAUGCUUUAUUCAGUCAUGGACCUCGACGCUCAGCAGGUCUGGCACGUGUAUAUGGUCUGUGGAACAUCACGUCCAUGAUUAAUGUUGUAGUUGCUUUCGUUUGUGGGUUAAUUAAUUAUUUAUACCGUUCAAAUCGAAAAAAUCCCAGCUUUCAGACCUGGAAUUUUAGCAUGGAUGAUAGUGAAUGGUGGAUGCUUCCUGCUGGAUUGGCACUCUGCAAAAUUAUUCAAGCACGACUCGUUGAUUGGCACGUCGCGAAUCAGGAAAUCCAGGACUUCUCAUUGUAUAGCAACGACCCGGAUGCGUUCUGGCAGACGUGAAAAACCGUGCAUUGAUAGGUAAAUGGGAUUGAUACACAUCAUAUUGAUUUUUUAUAAUUUAAUUUGUUUGUAUUGAGGGAUAGUAUAGUAUAGUUUGCAAAGGUAUGAACUUAUGGUCCUAGUCAAAAUUUGCAUAGUUUUUGUUUACCCUUACAUAUACAUAAAUUGUUGAGUUAGUCUCUAUCCAAUAUUUUUUCGUCGCCCCGUGUGUAUUUUUGUACAUAUUAUAGCGUGUCCCGCUUCGAUGGUUGUUAGAUAUGUCUCAAAUGUAUUAUUACCAUAUAAUCUUAUGAAUUCGUCUACCGUUGUCAUCUU
Molecule: messenger RNA, 4970 nt
Organism: Cucurbita pepo subsp. pepo (vegetable marrow)
Lineage: Eukaryota; Viridiplantae; Streptophyta; Magnoliopsida; Cucurbitales; Cucurbitaceae
Source: RefSeq, a predicted model, not a curated record